Gastrolobium bilobum is the source of this 1494-nucleotide messenger RNA. RefSeq names its product very-long-chain 3-oxoacyl-CoA reductase 1-like. The transcript is spliced from 3 exons. Gene Ontology annotation, molecular function: ketoreductase activity. NCBI's taxonomy places the organism in Eukaryota, Viridiplantae, Streptophyta, Magnoliopsida, Fabales, Fabaceae. The record is from RefSeq and is a predicted model, not a curated record. Gene Ontology annotation, cellular component: endoplasmic reticulum. The coding region runs from base 279 to 1241 and encodes 320 amino acids.
UACGGGCUAGACCCAAAUUACCAGUGGCUAUGCCUAACCCACAGCUUCUACCCAUUUUAUUGUCUGCAAUCUGCUCCUCCUUUAUUCAAUGCCGUCAUGCCCAUACCUUCCCUACUUAAUUCUGUUAGUUUUCCGCUCAUCUACUUUACCCACACUCCUCUCUCUCUCUCUCUCCAUAAAUUCAAUGCUCUUCUCUCUUUUUCUUCAUAAACUUCUUUCUUUGUCUUUAGUCUUUAUAACUAUACUCAAUUUGACCCAACUCUUCUUCCAUCUCCAACAUGGAAUGCUGUAUAAUCAAUAAGCUCAAAACUCAACCUUUUUGGUUCAUCGUGCUCUUCGUUCUCGGUCUCUUCACGAUUCUGAGAUUCGCUUUCCUUUUCCUCAGAUGGGUAUACGUCAAUUUCCUCAGGGCUCCCAAAAACCUCAAAAAGUACGGAUCUUGGGCUAUCGUUACUGGACCCACUGAUGGCAUUGGAAAAUCCUUCGCCUUUGAGCUUUCUCGCAAGGGUUUGAAUCUGGUCUUGGUGGGUCGGAACCCCGACAAAUUAAGGGACGUGUCGGAUUCGAUUCGUGCCAAGUUCGGAAAAACCGAGGUUAAGACCGUUGUCGUUGAUUUCGCCGGCGACCUCAACGAGGGUGUGUCGAGGAUUCGCGAAGCAAUCGAGGGGUUGGAUGUUGGGGUGCUGAUUAACAACGUUGGAAUCUCGUACCCUUACGCGAGGUUCUUCCAUGAAGUGGACGAGGAGCUUCUCAAGAAUCUGAUUAAGGUGAAUAUCGAGGGAACUACUAAGGUUACUCAAGCUGUUCUUCCUGGGAUGCUUAAGAGAAAGAAGGGAGCAAUUGUUAACAUUGGUUCUGGUGCCGCUAUUGUGAUUCCUUCUGAUCCUCUUUAUGCUGUUUAUGCCGCAACCAAAGCGUACAUCGAUCAAUUCUCCAGAUGUCUUUAUGUUGAAUACAAGAAGAGUGGGAUUGACGUGCAGUGUCAGGUUCCACUAUAUGUGGCAACGAAGAUGGCAUCAAUCAAGAGAUCUUCAUUCUUUGUUCCAUCAACAGAUGGGUAUGCAAAAGCAGGUGUGAGAUGGAUAGGCUAUGAGCCUCGUUGCACACCAUACUGGCCCCAUACCAUUCUUUGGGCCAUUGCACGCUCAUUGCCUGAGUCUAUUGUUGAUGCUUGGCGUCUGAGGUUUUGCUUGGGUAUUCGAAAGAGGGGUCAACUCAAAGAUUCAAGGAAGAAAGAAUAAAAGGAGCCAUAGAUGUUACUGAUACAUUACUAGAUUAAGAUUCCAAGUACCUGCUAUGUUUCUGAAUUUCAUACUACUUUUGCUAGUCUUUAUGAGUUUCAAUUGUGUGGCCUAUUCUUUUUCCUCUCCCAUCUUUGGGUGUUGUUUCUGUUCUCUGUUCUAGGAUGUUUGAACUCAUGAAUUGGUAUAAUCCCUUAACUCUCUUUUCUCAGGUGUGUUAUUCCUUCCUUUUUCUAGUCUAAGGAUACUUGGA